AUGGCAGAGUCUGGGCAUAAACAGUCUGAUUUAAGUGAAUCAGUUUUAAAGAGUUCAGCAGAGGAUUUUGAUCACAAAUGUGUGCCUUGUCUAUCAUCUGAUAAACAAAUUGUUGAAGCAACUGGAUUUUGUGUGACAUGUCAGGAGUUUCUGUGCAGAGAAUGCUUCAAGUUUCAUAAAAAGACGAAAGCUCUUAAACAUCAUGAACUGCUUGAUGAAGGAAACAUACCGAGGGGCAGUCCUUCUUACACGAAGGAACAUAUUAGAUCUAUACCGGAGAUUUUCACACAGAGAUGUUCAAUGCAUAAGAAUGAAUUUAUUAAGUUUUUCUGUCCCAUGCACGAGACUGUUGGGUGUACAGUCUGCAUGACCAUUGGUCAUAAAACUUGCAAAAUAGAUUAUAUACCUGAAAACUGUACAGGAAUUGCAGAGAGUGUAGAAUAUAGCAACGUUAUACGGAAGUUGGACAAGAAAAUAAAAGAAACUGAUGCGGUUUUGAUAAAAGCAGGACAAAGGGACAAGUCUUUAGAUCUUCAAUAUGAUAACUUUAUCACUGAAGUAACAAAACAUCGAAAAAGAAUUGACAAUCGAUUAGAUGAACUUCAAGAGAAAGUAAUAGAAAUUGCAGGAAAAAGGAGAUCCCAGGACAAAAAAGCCCUUGAAGAAGUAAUUGGUAAUUGUAGUGACACUUCGAGUGAAGCCAAGAAAACGCAGAGCAGUUUGCAAGACAACAAGGCAUCAAAGCAGAAUAUACAACUGUAUAUAGAUAUUAAACAAGCUGAAUUAAAACUCAAAACAGAUGAUAUACACCUGGCUGAGCAAUCAUUAGAUAAAAUAAAUGUACAAUACAAGUUUCAACAUAAUGAGGACCUAGAAAAAAUGAUUGGUAACCUGAAUGCCUUUGGAAAAAUAAGUUUCCCGUCAAAACUUUCGAAUAAAGAAAUUUAUUCAAAUUGCCUGACAUAUGUUGAUAAAAUCAAUAUAAGUACUGAUUCAGACAAAAAUUUCUUCAAAUGUAAUGUCAUAGGAUGUGCUGUGCUUAGCUCCAACAAAAUUGUCCUGAUUGAUAGUUCCCACAAUCAGAAGCUGAAAGUUGUAGAUACAGAUGGUAAAACUGUGAUAGAGGAAAAAGUGAUGGACGCACCUCCAUCUGGAAUCACAGCAAUACCAAAUGAUCAGAUAGCUGUGAUAAUUCCAAAGAAGGAAGAAAUAUUGAUAAUGUCAGUGUCCAAUGAAAUUUCAUUGGUGCGAGAGUUUAAACUGAGGGAAGAGUGCCAUUUUAUUACAUAUUGUCAAGGUCAUCUCUAUGCUCUUUGCAAGAAUCCACAUUGCAUAUUAAAAGUUGAUAUGCAAGGUAAAGUGUUGAAAAAACUAGCUGAAAAUUGUGAAGUUUCUGUUAUAACAAAAUGCAUUAAAAGCAACAGAGAAGAAGACAUGCUGUAUUAUUUUAGUUCCACUAAAAACUUAAGUGGUGAUACUGACAGGAAAAUCGUUCGCAUGAAUUUGAAUGGAGAGGUUUCUGCUGAAUACAAAAUAACUAGUAAUAUUGAAGACAUGGUAGUAUUAGAUGAUGGAUCUCUGUUAGUAUGUGUUAAUUCAAGUCCUGACUUCUAUCGUAUAUCAGGGGAUUUGAAGGAAUGCCAUGCUGUAGAGACAGUUUCCACUGACACUUAUUCAAUCUGUUACAUUAGAAAUUUAAAGAAGAUUUAUACUGGCUCAUUCAGCAGUAACCUGUUGAAAGUUUAUUAUUUGAAGUUAUAA
This is a messenger RNA of Ruditapes philippinarum (Manila clam), 1761 nucleotides long. RefSeq lists its product as uncharacterized. Bases 1 to 1761 code for a protein of 586 amino acids. Gene Ontology annotation, molecular function: ubiquitin-protein transferase activity. Gene Ontology annotation, biological process: positive regulation of DNA-templated transcription. Gene Ontology annotation, cellular component: chromatin; nucleoplasm. The transcript has a single exon. Lineage: Eukaryota; Metazoa; Mollusca; Bivalvia; Venerida; Veneridae. The record is from RefSeq and is a predicted model, not a curated record.